Messenger RNA from Misgurnus anguillicaudatus (oriental weatherfish), 1270 nucleotides. RefSeq lists its product as uncharacterized. The record is from RefSeq and is a predicted model, not a curated record. Gene Ontology annotation, cellular component: external side of plasma membrane. Gene Ontology annotation, biological process: cellular response to lipopolysaccharide; negative regulation of T cell proliferation; cell surface receptor signaling pathway. Lineage: Eukaryota; Metazoa; Chordata; Actinopteri; Cypriniformes; Cobitidae.
UCUGUUCAGAGAUUGGCUGAUUAGCCUCUGAGCAAACUGAACUACCUCCUGGUAUUGAACUGCUGCUGUUCUGAAACAUGGGUGUGAAGCGACAUGUUAUCUUCUGGAUCUUAUUACUAAUUCUAUAUGUUACAUUUAAACAUGGUUUAAAUGCAUGCCAGACAGAGCUUAUAGCCAACACGAGUUUAACCGCUGAGCUGCAGUCUGAUGUCCGACUGCCCUGUUCUUUUAAAUCAGACCUUUUACAGUCAAACAAAACUGAUACGAGUGUGGAAUGGAGACAGCUAACUCCAGCAGUGGUAGAUAUUGUGGAGAUCAGUCUGGAGGGUGAAGCAAAAUUCUGGAAUAGCAAACGAGGGCGCAUAAAGACAUUCCCAAAAUUGGAAUCUGGAUUGCCACAGUUCUCCAUCUUAAUCCGUAAUGUGCAGCAGUCUGAUUUAGGUCUCUACCACUGUAAUCUGUUCAGAGAGAUUGGCUGUCUCCUAGCCUAUAAGCAAAUUGAACUACGCCCAGCUGUGGUUUUAGUGGACUCUGAGAACACUUUAACUUGGCUGAUCCCAGUUGCAGCAACAGGAGGAGGGGUUGUGCUACUCAUGCUACUUAUAAUCACAUUUAAAUGUUUUAAACGUAAACAAAAUAUCAGUGGUGGACCAGUCUACGAAAACACAUCCAGGACCAACAGAAUAAAGACCCCCAAUGAAAUAAAUUUGGAGAGCAUGCAAGCCUUCCGAGGGGCCUGCAAAAAUACUGGCAGUGAUCAUGUCUAUGCGAACACCUCAACAAGCCAGACAACCAAGCCCAACAGUAAAAAGAAUUUGCAGACCAAACAGACCUUCCAAGGAUUUUCACACAAAAAUCCAAUCUACGGUUUAAAGUAAAACUGAUGUGCAUCAACAAGUUUAAAAGUUCUGCACAUCUGUUCGGGAGGAGUUUGAUCAUCUAAACCUGUCAAUCAUUAUUUCCAGCAUGUGUACGCAGCAGUCUACUUAUACUGGCAUCCCUUUUACACUGACUCCAGCUCCUUUAUUCUUAUUACUUCAAUCCAAUUCUGUAGGUCAAGUCUUGGACAGAGCCCAAGUCAAAUUAGUUUACUUUUCCAUUUUGUUAAUUGACAGAUGAAUUUGUGAAAGCAAUAAGAGUGAUUAUAACAUAUCAGAGAUUGGUGCAGAGUUUUAAUCAAUUUGCAUUAUUACAGAUUUGUACUGACCACACUUUUAAGACUAUUAAAUAUUAUAAUUUUCUGUCCAUUCUGAUACAGAUGACAAAAACA